Molecule: messenger RNA, 2805 nt
Organism: Ascochyta rabiei
Lineage: Eukaryota; Fungi; Ascomycota; Dothideomycetes; Pleosporales; Didymellaceae
Exons: 2
Coding region: 1-2805 (934 amino acids)
Biological process (GO): selenocysteine incorporation
Cellular component (GO): ribonucleoprotein complex
Molecular function (GO): selenocysteine insertion sequence binding; ribonucleoprotein complex binding; mRNA 3'-UTR binding
Source: RefSeq, a predicted model, not a curated record
AUGUCGGGCGCAGUCGCGACAGCUCGGCCCACGCAGGCUCUCCGCGUGCGUCGAGAGUCCCAGCGGCCUGGUGUUGCGCGCGUUGUCACCAAGACCAACAACAUGGAGGACCACGGCGCGCAGCCCGAGCCCAAGCUCUACGUCUACAAACAGGAGGACAUUCUCGCCCGGCAUCGCGGCAAGCUGCCCUCGAUGCGCAUCUACCUCUACCCAAGCCACUUCCGCAUCAACGACUCGCAGGAGACGCUGGCCUACGCCUCCCCCAUGCGCGAGAUCCUCACCGCGCUGCGUGACAAGAAGCUCCCGCACAACAUGCUCGAGGAGCUCUACGCCAACGGCACGCCCUUCUACGACGGCUGUCUGAUCGUUGAAGUCCACAACUACCGCAACAAUACGGCCAAGCCCAAGGACAGUGCCAACGGCGCAGCUGAAGACAGCAAGACGGCCUUCUCCAUCCACAACAACAACAACUUCAUCACCCCGUCUCCCUACGGCACCCACCCAAACGCCAAGCCUGACCCCAAAGCGACUGGAGCCGCAGCCCAGGCCAAAGAGGCCGCCAAUAAGGACGACAAGGAGAACAUGCCCGCCCCUGGGCCAAAUGGCACACCGCAGAAGCAGCCAGCGAGCGGGCCCAGCAUUACGACCGUCGUCUUGUUUCCUUCCACACAGGCCCAAUUAUCUGACAUGUCAAUUCUUGCUACCACGCCAGCUACCGACGUCGCUGCCCUGAAGAGGAUGCAGGCGGCUGGACGGGGCGCGGGCAUGCCUCCCACCCCUUUGACUGCCGUGCCACCUACCCCAACCUUCUCCGCUGGACCCAGCCCGAAGCGUCAGAAGAUGAUGAUCGACGACAGCAAUGUGCACGAGUUUGAGGCCGAGCUGCUCAACGCGACGUGUCCCAAGCUGUACCUGAACCCUACCAAGAGUUUUGCCGAGUCCGUCGCUCUGAUAGAUGCCACGACUCACCCCAACAACAAGAAUCCCCCGCCGGAACGCAAGACUCGCAAGAGGACGACCGCGGAGCUUGCGGCUGACGAGGCCGAUGCACAGAACCUUCAGAGCUUCAUGCUGGCUGGCGACGAGCAACAAGCGACGAGCAACACUACCACUACCGGCGGCGACGAGGGUGCUGUGCGCGCUGCAGCCAACACCAUGUCCUUUGCCCGGUUCAAGACGCUCGCCAGCAUCAAGGCCAACCACGAGGAGGCGGAUCGCCGCAAAAAGGAAGAAGACGCUCGCCAAGCGCAGGCCAAGAGGCAAGCACAGAUGGAAUCUGAGGCACAGAAGCGGAGGGAAAUGGAGGCAAACCGCCAACAGGCCGAGAUUCAAGAGCAACGACAGCAACUGCUGGCACGCCAACAAGCGCAGCAACAACAGAUGCUACAGCAAAACCAAAUGCAGCAAAAUGAAGCCCUUCGAGCUGCUCAAGCAGCGCAAAUGUCCAGCGCAGCCGCAGCUCAGAUUUCGCAGACGCCCCAAUCCGCCACUCAAAACCAAUUCUCUCCCAGUGUACGUCAAAACACACCCAUGGCUGCUGCAGCUGCCUCUCCACACGUCGGCGGCCAAGCGACCCACCCAAUGGGUGGCACCCCUAUGGUCGCAACAGCUUCGAACCAUGCCAUUGCUAGCCCUGCUCGACCUCCUUCCUCUAUCUCACAUCACCCAAUGGCACGUACUGCUAGUCAGCAGCAGGGGUCUAUGAGCCGCACAAACACACCUCAAAUGAUGCAAGGCACGCCCGUCAUGAACUCUGCUAUGCCUAACCGCAACAUGACGCCUACGCCACGCAUGAACCAAGGCAGUCCCUCGCUGCAGGUGCAAGGCGCAACACCAAUCAUGAUGCAGACACCGCAGUCGCAGAACAUGACCCCUGAGCAAAUGCAGGCUCUGCAAGCUCAACAGAACCAGCAGCGAAUGCAGCAGAUCCGAUUGCAGCAGAUGCAGAAUCAGCAAAUGAGUGGCAUGUCUCCUGGCGGUCAGAACCUGCAGCAGAUGGCCAUGCAAAAAGCGCAGAUGCACGUCCAGGCCCAAGGUAUACCCAACGGCCAGAACCCGCAGCUGUACCAACAGCGACUUGCGCAGGGCUAUUUCCAGCAGCUCAAGCAAGCUCAAGCAGCACAGGUCCAACAGCAAAACUCACAACAUGCCAUGACCCAGAUGUCUCCUCAGGGUUCCCAAAAUGGCAUGCCUGCUCAACAAGCUCCAAACAACAUGGCUAACAUGAGUGUGGCACAGCUGAGACAACACUAUCAACAGCGCAAGCAGCACUUGCUAACGACAUUCGGCAAUCAGGUUCCGCAACAACACGUUCAGCAGAUGCACCAGCUCGAGCAACUCAUCCGCAGCAAGGAACAAGCCCAAGUUCAGGCACAGCAACAGAUGGGCCAGAACCAAAUGCCCAUAAACCAGGGCAUGCAGGGCCAGAUGCCAGCCAAUCAAAAUCCCAUGCAGAUGCAGCAGUAUCAGCAAGCUCUGCUCCAGCAGCGCGCCCAGCAGCAGCGCAACGAUCAGCUCAUGCGCAUGCGUCAGCAGGCUAUGCAGCAAGGCGGUCAGAUACCCCAGGGCAUGAUGAACAAUAUGCAAGGCAUGAACAUGGGCAACAUGGGCCAGAUGAACAUGGGCAACAUGCAGGGCAUGAACAUGCAGAACAUGCAGGCUAUGCAAGGCAUGCAGGGCAUGAAUAUGGGCCAAAUGACCCAGCAGCAGAUGCAGCAGAUGAUGAUGAUGCGCCAGGCGCAGCAACAGCAGCAGCAGCGUAUGCAGCAACAGGGCGGCGGUGAUAUGAGUUGGAGCGGUGUGUAG